GCGGGCGCGCUUUCCGGGCGUCAUGGGAGGGCUCUGGCGUCCGGCUUGGAGACGCGUCGUGUUCUGCGGGUGGCCUUGGAGCCACCUUGGGCGCCCAACCCGGGCUGCCGAGAGGGCAGAGCCGUGUCUCCGGCCGGGGAGGAGCGGGCCGGCGGGUACUGAGCAGGGGCUGAGGCGGCUUGGGACAUGGAGGCGCCCGAGCCCGGCGGAGCAGCCGGCUCGGCGGCCGAAGAGCACGAACCCCUACACGCGCUCGCAGGAGGAGGACUGGCGGCGGCGGAACAAGACGGUCCUCACCUACGUGGCCGCGGCGGCGGUGGGCAUGCUGGGCGCGUCCUACGCCGCCGUGCCCCUUUACCGGCUCUACUGCCAGACUACUGGACUUGGAGGGUCAGCAGUAGCAGGCCAUGCAUCAGACCAGAUUGAAACCAUGGUGCCUGUUAAGGACCGGAUCAUUAAAAUCACCUUUAAUGCAGAUGUGCACGCAAGUCUCCAGUGGAGCUUUAGACCUCAGCAAACAGAAAUAUAUGUAGUGCCAGGAGAGACAGCACUGGCGUUUUAUAAAGCUAAGAAUCCUACUGACAAACCAGUAAUCGGAAUUUCUACAUACAAUGUUGUACCAUUUGAAGCUGGACAGUACUUCAAUAAAAUACAGUGCUUCUGCUUUGAAGAACAAAGGCUUAAUCCACAAGAGGAAGUAGAUAUGCCAGUAUUUUUCUACAUUGAUCCUGAAUUUGCUGAAGAUCCAAGAAUGGUGAAUGUUGAUCUCAUCACUCUUUCUUAUACUUUUUUUGAAGCAAAGGAGGGGCAUAAGUUGGCAGUCCCAGGCUAUAAUUCAAAUCACCAACUAAGUCCUGCUUCAAAUUUGUGAUUUUUAAAAAAUCAUGCACCUUGUCUUCUCAGAGAAGUAUUUAAACUAAUAUGAAGCCUUCUGUUUUAAAUGUUAUCUACUGAUGGUUCUUUUCCAAAUUCAUUUAUCCUACUUAGAAUGUAUGACAGUUCGAAACCAUGUAUGUUGGCAGAAACUUGAUUCAGCUCCCCUUUCAGGUUAUCAGCACUUCAUACUUGUAGCAAUAAACUUUUAUUAUUAUUUCUCAAAUAACUGGUUAUUUUCAUUACAAACAGUCAGUAUUUUAAAAGCUCAAAAGAGUAAUCACUGAGCCCUAACAGCUUACCCAAAGACUACAUUUUUAUUUCAAAUCUGACUGUAUUUUCCCCUUAAACUCUAGGGCUAUCUUACAUUCAGAGUACUAAAUAAGUACUUUGAAAGUCUGGUACCAUGAAAUUUAAAUAAAAUGCAUUAAGUAUAUCUAGUAGGCUUCCAGCAUUUCUUGUGGUAAUUCCAAGUCCCCAGAUUUUAAAUUGUAAGUGGGAUUGUGAGGAUUUACUAACAUUAGAAGUUCUUCUGAAAAAAAAAAAAGAAAAAGUUCUUGAACUGUUUUAAUAGUAAUUCAUUUGUCAUUAUAACUUGUGACAAAGGAAAAUACAAGUUAUCCUAAAUGUUUUCCAAUAGACUUUUCUUCCAAAAAGACAAAAACAACCAUUUAGUGUUAUAAAGAAUUGUAUUUAAAGGCAACCAAUGUAGAAUCCAGUGACCUCUUGAGGGUAAACCUGAAAUACAGUUGAACUACAAUCAUCAAAGGUUUCACAACUUAUAAUUCUAAAUAAGAGUGUUAUUUAUAAAGAAGUGCAAAUUGACUUUUACAUUCAACUUUAGGUAAAUAAAGGCACUCAAGUAUUCUUCCUG
Molecule: messenger RNA, 1747 nt
Organism: Budorcas taxicolor (takin)
Lineage: Eukaryota; Metazoa; Chordata; Mammalia; Artiodactyla; Bovidae
Product: cytochrome c oxidase assembly protein COX11, mitochondrial
Exons: 4
Coding region: 23-871 (282 amino acids)
Cellular component (GO): mitochondrial inner membrane
Molecular function (GO): copper ion binding
Source: RefSeq, a predicted model, not a curated record